Molecule: messenger RNA, 1735 nt
Organism: Branchiostoma floridae (Florida lancelet)
Lineage: Eukaryota; Metazoa; Chordata; Leptocardii; Amphioxiformes; Branchiostomatidae
Exons: 4
Coding region: 260-1735 (491 amino acids)
Molecular function (GO): [protein-PII] uridylyltransferase activity
Source: RefSeq, a predicted model, not a curated record
CACAUGAGUCAUGGGAAAACCUUAUAUUAGAUUCGCUGGCGCAAGGAGUAGCAGUCGUCUAUUCACAGAAGGAUUGGAAACCGGGAGGUUCGCUGCACUACAUACGAUACAUACAGUACAUACGGGAGGAAAGCCGACAAGUAUCUACCCAGUCAGGCUCAAGGCCGUGGCGACUCAGACAUCCAGGUGAUAUUUGGACACGUCUUUGACCUCCAGAGAGUACCGAGACCAACUUGAUAAAAGUGACUCCUCCCUUGCCAUGGCAGACCUGGACGCAGCAGAACAGCACUUUGCAGCUGCACUAAAGGCGGUAUAUGUGAGAGACCCCACAGCCCAGCAGUACCAGAGAGAGGUGGAGCCCCUGUGCAAGUUGGGGGAUGUCUACAGUAAGCGAGGUCAGCAGACAGGAGAUGUGGGAGACUUUGUCAAAGCAGCAGCACUCUAUAAUGCAGCAAUAGCCAGGUCUAAGGAUAAGAUAGUCAAUGAUGAGAUAACAUUAGCGAUUAACGAUGUAGAAAAGUCAUUUCUCAAAUGUAUCUUAGGUAUCCAUUGUAAUGUUAAACAAGAUGACACAGAAAUGUGCAAGAAACAGCUGAAGGAGAUGCGGGACCAGAUCAAGCUGGAGAUGGAAACCAUUGACCAGCAGCUGGAUCCUUAUGUACAUGAUGAGGUUGACCCACGUGUCAAAGAGAUAGAGGCGAAACGAGCUCAGGCUGUCAGACACUUGUUUGAUAAUAUUGCACAACAAAGGAAGGAGUUCAUCAGCCUGCUUGUACAAGAGUGUAUUGGGUUAAUGGGCUCCCCUCCCUGUAAGUAUGCCCUGAUAGGUUUGGGUUCACAGGCCACAGGACUGGUAACUCCAUACUCAGAUCUGGAGUUUGCCAUCUUGGUAGAGGAAGAAAGUGAAGAAUGUCUUGAGUAUUUCCGCAACCUCACCCACUAUCUACAUCUCAAGGUGGUCAACCUGGGAGAAACCAUUCUCCCAGCAAUGGGAAUAAAAUCUCUCAAUGACUUCUACUCAGAUAAUCCCCUUGACAACUGGUACUAUGACUCUGUUACACCACGUGGGUUUGCAUUUGAUGGUUCCAUGCCAAAGGCAAGCAAGACUCCACUGGGCAGGCCAGUGUCUAUGAACCAACCACCAAGUGAACUCAUAUGCACCCCAAGCAACAUGGUUUCAAAACUACAAACAGAUGUCACAUUGUACCUGAAGGAAGGAUAUCACCUUGGCAGCAUCCUAAGAAACCCAUGCCUGAUAGCAGGGCACCAGGAUUUGAUUGACGUGUACAAGAGCACCACAGCAAAGAUAUUGCAAGAAGAUGGGGGUAAAAUGGCUCAACAACUGGCACAGGAGACUAUGAUGGAAAAUAUAACAAAGUCAAAGAACAUUGAUGAAGUAAGCAAUGCAGCGAAACUGAUUGACGUAAAGAAAGAACUCUAUCGCUUCCCAGCUGUAGCAGUGGACUGCUUGGCACUGUCUUCAGGCAUCAUACCUACCACAGUUUGGGAGACAGUAGAAGAAAUGGAAAACCAACAAGUGAUCAGUCCUAACAAUGCGCAUCACCUGACCGUGCUGACCAGCAUCUCAGCAGAACUCAGGCUCAGAACCUACAUUGCCAAUGGCGGACAGAAGGAAAACUUUUCAGCUUUGGCCUCGAUGGAAGCGAUGUCCCCUGUGCGUGGACAAGACUCAGUAGAAGUCCUGAAAAGUCUUGGAGACCUGCACCUUGAGUAA